AUGAAGAGUGACUGGGUUCUUGCCGUCCCCGUUACUCAGAUGGUGUCCAAAACUUCAAGAUUUACUGAUUGCUCAGUGGAAGCUUUGGUUAUUGAGGCAGAGAAAGACAAGGAUACUGUUUUGGUCCAUGCUGGAAUGGAAAUGGAUUCGUCGCUUCAACUGUUUCCGGAAAAAUUCCCAGAGAAGUAUUUUGAUGUUGGAAUGGCUGAACAGCAUGCUGUUACAUUUUCUGCAGGUCUGUCAUUUGGAGGCUUGAGGCCAUUUUGCAUAAUUCCUUCUGCUUUUCUGCAGAGAGCUUAUGAUCAGGUGAUCCAUGAUGUAGAUCAACAGAGGAUUCCAGUGCGUUUUGUCAUUACAAGUGCAGGAUCUGUAGUGUCUGAUGGUCCCACACAAUGUGGGGCAUUUGAUAUUACUUUCAUGUCAUGUUUGCCAAACAUGAUUGUCAUGGCACCAUCUAAUGAGGAUGAGCUUGUGCACAUGGUUGCGGCUGCUGCUCAAACUGAUGAUCGGCCAAUUGGAAAAAGCCUCAAAGUUCUUGUAGAGGGUAAAGAUGUUGCUUUGCUUGGCAUCUCAGGGAGCUUUGUCAAAAACAUACUUCUUAUCACAGUUGAGGAAGGUUCUAUUGGAGGAUUUGAAUCACAUGUUUCACAGUUUAUCGCUCUCGAUGGACAGCUUGAUGGUAGAAUUAAGUGGCGACCAAUUGUUUUACGAGACAAGUACAUUGAGCAUGCAUCGCCUAGUGAACAACUUUCUCUUGCGGGGCUGAAUGGACAUCAGAUUGCUGCAACAGCACUAAGUCUGCUUGGCCGCACCCGUGAAGCCCUCCUUCUGAUGUGCUAG
Mangifera indica (mango) is the source of this 840-nucleotide messenger RNA. Its product is annotated as probable 1-deoxy-D-xylulose-5-phosphate synthase, chloroplastic. Gene Ontology annotation, biological process: terpenoid biosynthetic process. Gene Ontology annotation, molecular function: 1-deoxy-D-xylulose-5-phosphate synthase activity. Lineage: Eukaryota; Viridiplantae; Streptophyta; Magnoliopsida; Sapindales; Anacardiaceae. The transcript is spliced from 6 exons. Bases 1 to 840 code for a protein of 279 amino acids. The record is from RefSeq and is a predicted model, not a curated record.